AGCAGCUGCUCCGGGCGUAGCGACCGCACAAAUCCGCUGCCUUUACAGGCGAGCUGAAAGCGCUUUCAGCUUUCCAAGCGCGGCUCUCGGGAUGCAGCCGGCACUAGGACCUGCCCGGAGCCUGUCCGCGCCGGCCCUAGGGAGCGGAUGAACACAGCAGAGCGCGGGGGCUGCGGCCGCGCCGGCCCCGGGAGCCCCGCGCCGCCACCCGCGUCACCGCGUCCGCCGAUGCCCCAGCUCUGCCGGGUCACGGCCUCGCUGCUCCUGGGCACGGCCAGGGCAGCGUGCGACGAGGAGCUGCUGGCGCGGGAGGGGGUCACCUUCUGCGUGAAUGUCACCCGGCAGCAGCCGUUCCCCGCGCUGCGGAGCGUCCGCGGCCUCCGCGUGCCCGUGUUCGACGACCCGGCCGAGGACCUGCGCCGCUUCUUCGAGCCCUGCGGCGCCGCCAUCGAGGAGGCCGUGCGGGCCGGGGGGAGAUGCCUGGUGUACUGCAAGAACGGCCGCAGCCGCUCCGCCGCCAUCUGCACGGCUUAUCUGAUGAGGCACCGGCAGCUCCCGCUCAAGGACGCGUUUGAGGCUGUGAAAACUGCCAGACCCGUAGCAGAACCGAAUGCAGGAUUUUGGUCUCAGCUGCAGAGAUAUGAAGAAGAUUUGCAGAUAACAAAGCAGCCUGCUCUGCUGAGCAAAGGACUUAAAAAUAGCGAUGUGUGAAGAUUCUUUAAAGAAAGGGAAGUGACUUGCUACAGACUUUAAAAACAAAGGGAAAAAAUCACUUCCUAAAUCACCUGUAGGUAAAACACUUUACCCCCAUAACUGAGCUGAUGGUUCAUUAAAUUCCUUCAGAGCAUUUCUGUUGGUAAUGCAUGGAAAGAGGGCAAGAUAAUCAGGGAAUAACAGCAGAAACAGAAAAUGGUUGGAAGGACUGAAAACAAACAGAGAAAGGCAUGAGUAUGGUAACAAUGUACUGACCGAAGGAAGGCAUUACCACAUGGGGAUUUUAUUCCUGUUUUUUAAAUAAACUUCCCAGCAAUGCCAUUAGAAGACAUGAUGUCAGACCAAGGAAGUUCUGAAUUUCUCUCUCACCUACUGGAUCAUAACUCAUUUUAAUGAGCUGACACAGCCUUUGGUGGGAAACUGACAGUGGUUGAUGCUUUGUCUCUGUGAUUUUCCUUAUGCUCAACUAGACCAAAGCACCUUCACAAAUUACCUAAAAAUCCAGAGGACAGAUUAUACAGGUGAUGGUAAGGAGUUCUGCUCCCACCAUGCAGGCUAAGUGCCUUUUCAGCUUUUGAAAUUGCUCUCUAAAACACCAAAGGAAUUAUUUUAAAAACUGCAGAUGAUAGUGGAGGGAAGAAGAUGACACUGGCAAUGUAGAAGUAAUUUUAGCUUUACUUACUAAGUCUAACAGGGCCCAGUUCAUGCCUCAAUGUCUCAGUUUACUAGUCAGCUGUUCCUGCAAGCAAGCAGCAUGGCUAAAUCAUUUCUGCUGAGACUGCUUACAGGUUGCCCUCUGAAAUUAUCUAUUGGGCAUGAAACUUCCAGAUCAGACUGCUACGUGUUUAUCAUUAGCCAUUCAAAACAGUUUUGUCAAACUGUAUGAACAGAUUUGUAAUUUAAAGGGGACAAGUUAUGGAACCUGAGAACCUGCAGGGUGAAAUUCCAUUCCACCUUGCUGAAGCAUAAAUACAAAGUAAAGUUAGCUCACUGCCAUCUGCCUAUGUGCUCACACAAGGUAAACAUAUGCUCCCAGCAGUGGAGUAGUUUUAAGGCAGAAAUUCUAAUGGUGGAACAAUGACAGAAAAUCAAACCACCAGGGAAUUACAUGAAUUCAACAAUUCAGAUGCAGUACAAGUUCCCAAAGUUAAAGACUGCUCAAAGUUAAAGUAGUGUUAUUUUAAAAGCUGAAACCAUAGAAAUAAAAAUAAAAAUUUCAGGCUAUCAUUUUCUUAGUUACCACAAGGCAUUUUCGCACCAGAUGCUUUCUCCACUCCCAGCUGUGUUUUUUCAUUCUGUAUAAUUUAUCUUCUGUAUCUGCAUUACAGCCAACAAGAAAAUUGUUGUAUAUCUUCAGAUUUGAAGGUGAUUCUAGCAGAUUUGCUAGAAACAUUUUUGUAGCUUUUAUAAACCUUGAAUAUCAUAUAUAACAAGAGUUUCAAUAUAAUGUAAGAUCCUUAUUAGAGAAUUCCACUUGUCAAAAAAUAUGUUUCAGUCUGUGGAACAAAGUUUAUUUCUUGUCAAAAGCUUAAGCUGCUACACAAAAGAAGGAAGCUAAACAUUAAUGAAAACAAAACACAUUUCUAACUGUGAGGCAUAUGAACUUGCAGUCAGAUACAGCUAUCAGUUCCACAUGUUUGAGUCAGCUGAAAUAGGAACCAUUGCUCUCGAGUGUCAGCAUAUACUGCACUCUGGUUAAAUUUUACCAGGCUUCUCAGCAUGCAGAAAACCUUCAUGCCACAGGAUUUCACGUCACGGCAUCUUCUGUAGAAAGCUAUUUACAUUGGAAAACCAUUGCUAUUUACAUUGAAAGCCAUAUCUCCUCCUGGUACUGCUCCAAAUUAAGGCAUAGGAUUGCAACUUGGAACCAGAAUAAAGAAGUAGUUCACCUCUUUA
Motacilla alba alba is the source of this 2610-nucleotide messenger RNA. It is a transcript of the gene DUSP28, whose product is annotated as dual specificity phosphatase 28. The coding region runs from base 148 to 711 and encodes 187 amino acids. Gene Ontology annotation, biological process: protein dephosphorylation. Gene Ontology annotation, cellular component: cytoplasm. The record is from RefSeq and is a predicted model, not a curated record. Gene Ontology annotation, molecular function: protein tyrosine/serine/threonine phosphatase activity. NCBI's taxonomy places the organism in Eukaryota, Metazoa, Chordata, Aves, Passeriformes, Motacillidae. The transcript is spliced from 2 exons.